CCCCUCCUCCGACCAGGUGAUCCGCUGAGGAUCGAUCACCGACGGAUCAGGGACAGGUGCGCAGAGAGGCCGCAGGCAACACGUUUCAUUAGUAGCUUAAUUCGGCCUCCGUUUUGUUUGUUUUAAUACCGUUUUAUUUGGUGUCAGUUUUCUAAAACUCGUCGGUGAGGACGCGCGUCGUGUCGGCAGUGAGCAGGUUCGGUGGUUCUUUUCGAGGCCGUGCUGAGCCUCAGUAAAUACCCCUCAGGGUGCCGCUCUAAAACACCGGAUUAAUGCACGUGCAGGCAAACACGGGAGAGCCUUGUUAUCCUUUCGGUUUGUGGACAGCCAAGCAACCGAGUAACACAACUUUACAGGUCUUUAUACCAACAAUGGACAGUGUGCUGCAUAAUCUGUCCGUCUGUCAAAAAGAGACGAUCAGCGUUUGUGUUCGGAAUCCAAGGCUCUGUAAAGAUGACCUCUGGCACUCGCACGUCGACUACGAGAUUUGUUUACAAACCAACAGCAUGUGCUUUCGAAAGAAGACCUCCUGUGUAAGGCGGCGUUACAGUGAAUUUGUUUGGCUGCGUCAUUGUCUGGAACAGAAUGCUCUGGUCAUGGAGCUGCCAAAGUUGCCGCCCCGGAAUCCCUUUUUCAGCCUGAAGAACACGGAGCAGGUCGUGCAGAGGAUGAAGGGCUUCCAGGAGUUUUUAGAAAGUCGACUCCAUCUGUUCCUCCAGUCGGACCUCAGCAUCACCAGGAUGUCGAGGUGUGCUCUCGGUAAGACAAAGUACACGGUGGCUGAAGCCAUACAGCGCUCCAGCAGCGGUUUCACCAGCAGAUCGGAGAAGUCCACCUGUGACUCCGACUGUGAAAGCUCUUCUUCGUCGGGUUUGGGACAUAGUGUGGACACUCAGACGCGAGGAAGCCCCGUCCCCUUCUUAGAGUGCUGACAGAGACCCACAGCUGUUCUUCAGAACUCCUUCCUCCCGUCGUUGUGCCCUGACACGCAGCCCUUUGUCCCCCUCAACCGCAACAUGGAGCUAUUGCUUUCCCUAGUCAUCUUCCAAAGAGUAAAAAAUGUUUAAUGUUUUUUUUUUUGUUGUGUUAACCCCCUUUUGGAUAUUUGUUUUAAUAAUUUCUCAAGGCAAUAUCAUGAGGAUUUAAAUUAGCUUGCCUGAAAGAAAUGUUUUAAGAAAAUGUGUAGUAAACAUUUAAAUUUCAAAUGGUGAUUUCUUAAGUAUUUACUAUGUAUAUUUUUAUUUCCACUGAAACUAUUGAGGUUAGCAAGGGAUGAGUCUUGAAUUAUUGACUUGAUUUUUAGAAAAAUAUUUUAUUUUAUGAGUUGCACAUGGAUAAAUAAAUUGUCUUUUUUUGAAAUGUUA
This is a messenger RNA of Gasterosteus aculeatus aculeatus (three-spined stickleback), 1364 nucleotides long. NCBI's taxonomy places the organism in Eukaryota, Metazoa, Chordata, Actinopteri, Perciformes, Gasterosteidae. The record is from RefSeq and is a predicted model, not a curated record.